Molecule: messenger RNA, 2643 nt
Organism: Peniophora sp. CBMAI 1063
Lineage: Eukaryota; Fungi; Basidiomycota; Agaricomycetes; Russulales; Peniophoraceae
Source: the annotation of a GenBank genome assembly
AUGUUCAGUAGACGCGCAUCAACCUACCUUCGCGUCACACCUGCUCGCCUCAACGCCACUCCUUCUCUCGGCCCAUUAUUUCGCCCUCAACAUGCAAACUACACCACCAAGAAGCCACGAUAUAGGCCAAAUGAACCGCACAGAGCGAGGUCGCCGUCCAGACCCCUCGAGCUCGACCUCAUGGACAUCCCCGAGCCCAACGAGACCACACUCGAACCUCCGAAACCGCAAGAGGAAACGGUCACCUACCGAGGGCUCGAGUUCAAGGCGGUCUACAAGAAUCUACGGCUUGGAAUUACCACCCUUCCUGUACCCAAGUUUCAGCCACGUGAUCUCAUCGCUUUCUGCCUCGUCGCCCAACGAAGAAAGGACUUCAGCGUCAUCAAGAACCUGGCCGACUCCAUCUUGUCCGGUGCCAGCCCCGGCGGAGACUUGUCGAAGGACUGGGUUAUCCCACUACUUUUCCGGGAGAACAUUGUCCACUGCCAGCCGGAAACCAUCAUCCAACUUUUCGCGUACCUGCCAAACAAACACCGUGCCUUGCAGGCGGCGACGUUGUUCGCACAUCCCGGCAUCGUCAACGACCCAGCAAUGCUCGCGAAGGCGGCGCCACUUUAUGGCGGACCUCCGGAACCAGAGGAGCGCGUCUGGCCCUCGCUUGACAUGCUCGCUCAGCUCACGGCACACGGACUCAAGACUGAAGCGCUCUCACUCCUGGAGCGACUCGUUACUACGGGGAGGAUACCACCGGAAGCUUUGCGCGGUGAAGAGCUCGGAGUACGCGACUUCUACGCGAUCGUACAUGUCGCUGUUGCACGCGCAUGCCUACACUGGAACCUUCCGAUGCAGGCUGCCCGCCAUACCUCUCGCGUUAUCGUUCACCUGACGCGAAACAAGGAGCCUCUCGGCGAAGUCGGCACUUUUGCUAUCGAUAUGCUACGAUCUGUGGUCGUACAUGCGGGAACGGAGGAAACCAUCGCGGCUGUUGGAAUCGUUCGGGCGUUACUACUCUAUCAAGACUCGCCACGCAUUCCCGAUGGAACAUUACAUGCGCUUUACGAAGCUCUCUAUGCCAACAAGCUGCCCGAGUACGCCGCACGCGUCUACGGUUGGACCCGAGCGUACCCCGUUCGCGGACACUCAUACCCUCCUCCUCGCGGGGAGCCUCUUGCAUGGCUGAUGGAGCACCUAUGCGACACCGCUAAAGAUGCAUACCGCGCCCGGCUCUUAGCGUCACAUGUCACGGUCCUGGACGCUCCUUUGGCGCCAAAUGUUCGCGCGAACUUCAUCACGAUGGUGGCAGGCCAGGGCUUCGCGAAUGCUGCACGGCUGCUUUGGGAGCGGUACUCCAGUGGGCGUUUCGGCGCCGCUGUAACAGCGAACGCGCGACUGCUCGUGCGGAUGGUCAGCCUCUUUGCCAGCCUGGCUCGUCGAGAGCAGGUCCAUAUCGACCGUCUCGAAGCGGAGCAGUCUAGCCCGGAUGCCGAUAGAGAGCAGUUCAUGCCUUCUCCCGCCGCAGAUGAACCUACCGAGUUGUCAGCUCGGCCGAGUGAAAGCGGUGUACUCGACGGUACAGAUGCGACUGAAGAUGCGCCAGCAUCGGGCCGAUCAAGCGGCGCCCUCGCUUCCUUUGAGGCGUUAAGCGCGUCGUACCCGCUAUCGGACGAGAACGCAGGAACGGACAGUUCGACGGCGUACUACCCUCUUCAAGAACGCCGGGAGAGGUACGAGGACUAUAUGUCGUUUGCGCGGCGCGUUCGGGGGCAGUUCGUUCUCGCGAAGGGCCCGCUUGGUUCCAUGAACUCGUGGGACAUCAACGCUCUCGCUCGCGCGCACUUCCUGCUCGGUGAAGACGACGAAGGGUUCUCGGCACUGAGCAAAGGUCGAAGAAGAGGACGACAGCCUGAUGCAUACGACGUAGCCGUGGCGUUGGGCGCUGUCGCACGUGACGAUCCUGUUGCGGGUUUCAGACUGCUGCAGACGCUUGCCGCGCGCAAGAGGCUCGAGCCAGUUGCGCUCGGCACGGUCAUCCAUCAUCUCCUACAAGCCGGUCUCACGACGAAGGCCAAGGAAGCGAUGCGAUUGGGGCGCAGACACAAUGUCGGGCUUGAUCUCAAGUCUAUGGACAGUGUAUUGCGCGCCACACUCUCGUUCAGUCAACACGACCAUGAAGUCCAUCGCGAUAACCUUCGUCGAACCCUUGCCAUUGUCCGCGCCAACCAGACUGCGCCAGUACUCGCUGUGGCCAGCAUGGGAUCAACCUGUGUGAAUGCGGCCCUCGACGCGAAGGAUAGCGCAUUGGCAUACGAUUUCUGGCAUGAGAUCAUGCGUCCGACGGUGGAUCGCUGGGACGACAAGCAUGUGAAGCUCAGGAAGCGCCUUGCUGGGCUCAUCAGGCAGCAGGCGAACUUGAUAGGUCGCGAUACCGCUCAUGCCAUGAUUGCCACGCUGUUCAAUAAAUCGGGCUUGUCUGGUCCAUUCGACGUUUCGGGCGUCGGGGAGGAGUAUGGCGUGCAUCCCAUAGGGAUGGAAGUGGCGUAUGGUCCUGUGCAUGGUGCCAAGCCGUUCGAGGAGGAGGUGGCGGUGUGGGACGAGAACGAUGCGAGGCGGGAGGCGGCGGAGUGGGAUGGUGUCUUGGACUAG